Molecule: messenger RNA, 402 nt
Organism: Plasmodium vivax (malaria parasite P. vivax)
Lineage: Eukaryota; Apicomplexa; Aconoidasida; Haemosporida; Plasmodiidae
Exons: 1
Coding region: 1-402 (133 amino acids)
Biological process (GO): iron-sulfur cluster assembly
Molecular function (GO): ferrous iron binding
Source: RefSeq, a predicted model, not a curated record
AUGGCAGCCGCCAAUAUGAAAAAGCUUUCCUGCCUGGCCAUAACAAAAUACAACUGCCUCGUAAAGCCCUGCUGGUCCAGAUGUCCAGCCCUGACUCACGGCAACGCCAGCGCUGGAACCUUUUCCUACAACUCGUCAAAGUUAAUUUGCAAAAGGCACUUCACUUAUGACAGCAAUGACGUAACGCUUGAUUGGGAAAAUGCAGAUGACAUUGCGGAUUUACUUUUGGAGGAAUAUAAACAUGUAGACCCUUUGACGUUGCGAUUUGAGGAGUUAGAAAACAUGGUGAUAGACACCGUUGUGAAGAAAAACAAAAAGAAGUUAAACGGCAGGUGUAAUGAAGGCGUUCUGGAGAAUAUUCAAAUGAACUGGCUGGAGAAAUAUAAUGAGGAGAAUGGUUAG